Mytilus trossulus (common blue mussel) is the source of this 3786-nucleotide messenger RNA. RefSeq lists its product as uncharacterized. The record is from RefSeq and is a predicted model, not a curated record. Lineage: Eukaryota; Metazoa; Mollusca; Bivalvia; Mytilida; Mytilidae. Bases 211 to 1569 code for a protein of 452 amino acids. The transcript is spliced from 9 exons.
UUAUUAUAAACCUAAAGAAUAUCGAAUGCAUAGCGCUGAUGUAAACAACAUGGCGUCUAAUCUAUGUAGAAAUAUGUGAAGUGUCUGGAAGAACAACAUAACAGAUAAAGAAUAAAAAUUAGAGAGUAAUCAAAGCAUUUAUUUUGGACCUAUGCAGAAGAGUUAUUCCUAUGUCUUAAAUUUUUGAAAAGGGAUUACAAAAAGAAAAUAAUGCAAGCCAAAGGAAUCCACGUUGAGCCUCUUUUUAGUUCUCCUGGUAAUCCACAAAACACAACAGCAUUACUGGAUACCAUUACUAAACUCAAACAGGAUGUAAAACUGUGUCAACAUGAAAAGAAUGCAGCCAUAGAACAGCUUAAUUGUUUGAUAUCACUAAUAAAGAGGUCAUGGACUGGAGAUUACAAUGCAUCCUUACAUUUAGCCAAUAUAGUGGGACUUCCUCCACCAGAGUUUGAUUAUAGAGCCACUCAUCUAACAAAUACACCAGUUCCUGACAAAUCUGCUAGAGCAGCAAUGCUUUGGGAAAGAUUAAGUAUAAAGUUACUGGACAGAAACUAUGCAGAAAUUCAGGAAGAAAUCCGACAAAGACAGAUGCUGUAUAUGCAGAAUCGCCAGCUGUAUAUGGACGAAGUAUUACAUCAUCAUCAAAUAGAUAUGGGGAAAGCACCUAAUAGAAAAAAUUCCAAAACUUAUGAGGAAGUGGACAGAAGGUUUAUUAAUGCAUACAGCAAGACUAAACAGCCAGGAGGAUUAAAAGGGAGAGUCAAAUCUGCACCAGCAAGACCCAGAACUGCCAAAGAUAUGGUCAAUGGGGCAAAUGUUAAAAUGAAGGACCUGUUUGUGUCAAAUAGAAACGGAGAGCCACAGAUUCCUUUCACAGACCCAAUUACAAAAUCGUUGCAUGUUCAAAACAGUGGAAAUCCUUAUGGAAAGAAUAGAUUAAAUUAUGAUGAUCCACAAAGAUAUGGUCAGAAAAGUUUGUUUGAUCUUGAUGCUGUGUUUGGACCAGAUCAUGAGAACAGAAAAUCUCAGAGACCAGCUAGUGCAUUUAUACCUAGAGGUCAGCAAUCAAAAUCUAGACCACAAAGUGGACAUGGAACAUUUAUGACCCAGAAGUCAGAAAGGCCAAUGAAAUUUGAAACCACCAGACCAGUGUCAGCCAAAACCCCAGGAAAGAAAAAUUCGACCUUAAAAUCUGCCAGUGAACCUAACAUGGGCAGAAAGACUUUAGAACCAUUUCCCACAUUUCAAGUCAAUAUGAGUAAUCAAGAUAUUGAAGAAGAGAAACACCUCGAUAUAAAUGACAAUGCUUGUGAAAAUUCUGGUGAUGAUAUAAAUGACAAUGCUUGUGAAAAUUCUGGUGAUGAUUCAUCUGAUUUUGAUAUUGAAGAAUUUAGAAACCCCCCAAUAAAAGUUAGGGUUGAGUCUGCACCAGUCAAGAGACCAGCACAUGUUGAUAAAUUUGUUAAAGAACUUCAAACUAUGGAAGAAAUGGAAAGAGAUUUUAAGAAAAAUGCAAUACACCUUCAAAAGAAGUUGGGCAUAGAUUCAACUGGUUUGGUGUCAUAAUGUAUAAUAUCAGACACAUAUAUCUGUAAAGAAGAUGUACAAUUAUAUACUGGUACAUAUAUUUAUUGUAUUAUUUCUGCAAUUUCAAUGGAAACCGUCCAAAUGUUGUAUUAGCAUUUUACAAAGAAGUACUAUAUUUAAUUUAUUUUUUACAAUUGAGGUUGAUUUAUUCAAGUAUCUUAAAUAAAAUUCAACCUAUUUAGGCUUUGGUAAUAUGUCAUAGGUAUCACUUAUCUCUUAAAGGUAGUCUGGAUGUGGUUUUUUUUUACAUUUUUUGUACAUCAUCUACAACACAUUUGAGCAUCCUUUUCUCUGAAAUCACAAUGUUGGUAUAAAAAAAAAAUGAAACGGAACAUUAUAUCAUCCCUACUUGUAUAUGAUCAGUUAAAAAUGUGUGACAAAUAUCUUAUUGGUAUGUGUUGUAUAGACACGUCAUGACAUGUCUUUUGUUGAAGACUGUAUGGUAACCACUAGAUGUCUUUCAGUUAACAUUGUUAGGUUACUGUCUUCAUGAUUUAUACCUGACAUCUCUUUUAUUCAAAGACAAAUAAACAGAAUUUCUUUUUUUAAACAGGAAUGAAUGACUGUUAUUUGGUAUAUAAAUUUCACUAUGUCUUCAAAUAAAAACCCCUUUUGCAAAUUGCAACAAUAGUGUUGUAGUGACCUACAUUUCAUGCUAAGUGAUUUAAGCAUUGUUUUGUGUUUAAGUCCAAUUUACUAAUCCAAAACUAUUAAUACAUUGAAUUCUUUAAAAUUGUGUUAUCCUUAUGUCCUCCAUUUUAGAUUUGGUGACUUAUCUAUAAAAAUUUUCUUGUGGCUUUCAGUUUUCUUUGAAGUAAAAUUUUGAAGAAAUUCAGAUACUUGGUGUUUUACAUUUAUUACAUAAAGUGAAUAUUUGUAAAUCUGCUGUAUUUUAUGGGAUUUUAUUUUAGUUGUUAAUUGAUUAUGUAAUUUUAUAAUUUAGUGCUAGUCCUAUUAGAUGAUAGUCAUUUUGUAAAUGUUGAUAUAAAUAGUUCAAAAGGGAGCUUUAUCAAUAUUUUGUUUUGCAUAAUUUAAUCAUCAGUGUUGAUAUACUAUAUUUUAUUUUCAUAGUCCUUGCAACAAAAAUUAUAAACAAAUAUAUAUGUAUAUAUCAUUUACAUAUUUCCUAUGAUAGCUAAAGUUUGCAAAUCAUUUUAUCAUAAUUUUGAAAUUUUAUUUCAUUACGAUCUGGAAUUAUUUGAUUUUUUUGAAUAAAUGAAUCUUAUAUGUGUAAUUGACACAACAUGCAAAGUUUAUACUAUCAAACUUUAAAAAUCUGUAUGAAGAAUACACACAUAGAUUAUAAAUCAGAAUCUCAAACCUUUACAUCAACUUGCCAAAUAGAUUAUUUCAUGAUAUAAUACAUAAGGGCUGAAAUAUUAUUAUUUAGUAUUAAUUAUUAUUUAUAAAAGUUAAUGUCUGUAGCUUUGCUGCUUAAACUUUUUAAAAUGUAAAAUUCUGCAUUUCUGAUUUUGAUUAUAUUUCAGAAGAAAAAAACUGGAUGUCAAUCAUACAAUGCUCACAAAAUCUGUAUUGUUAUCAGACAAUUUUUUCUACUGCAAUUAACAUUUGAAAUGAUUGAAAGAAGAAUAGAUUGUAACCUAUUUCAAAUUUCAGUAUCCUGUGAAUUAAAAUAUUAAAGACUUGAGAUGCAAUGUAAUUCAAGUUUCAAAACCAGAAAAUUCUGUAGUUGGUGAUUUUUUUUUAAAUUGUUUGGAUUAAGUGAUAGAAUCUGUUUUUCCCAUGAACAAAAGAAUUUUAAUUGAUUUUUUCGACAAUGUUCAUCAUCUUUCCCUAGGCUUGAUAGAAUGAAUUAUUGGUUAAUAAGGUUUUAUUGCCAUUUUAUAUUUUACUAUACCAUCAUGACAGUAAAAGGUUAUGUACAGCUUUCAAAAUUUAUUAUUCAUUUAUUAUACUUUUCUAGGAUGUUGUUGUAAUAUACAUAUAAGCAUAGAAAAGAUUGAAUUACAUAAUAUGUUUAUUAAUAUAUACGAAUAAUACAAUAAUUAUUUAAAAGUAGUUCUAGUAGAAUCACAAUUUUAGGAUAGAAAUGAAAAUUGACUGAUAGUAUCUUUUUGUUUUUUUUAAAAAGUAAGUGGUUGUCAGGGUUAAAAUGUUAAUGUAUAUAUAAAUGACUGUGUGAAAGAUUUUAUUUUGUUGAAAAAUAAUAGGAAGUUGAAUAAAAUUGAAUAAAUA